AUGUCAGGCAAGGAUACCUGGUCUUCCAAUAACAAUCCUGUUAAGGAGUUGAACAAGAAUUCCAUCCCUCCUUUUCAGACUCCAACAGUGCUACCUCCCCCACCUUCCUCGUUGGAUAAAGGUAUGUUUCCUAUUAGAGCAGCCGCUCCCGAUGAAUUGUUACUAACACGUUCAGGCCAGCAUUACUACCCUUUGCCGUCCCUCCCAGGUUUAGGUUCCGGGCUUAACAAUGGAUCUCAUUUUCCUAUACCGUCUAUAGGCCCACAAGGACUCUCUCAAGAAAAAGAUUCAAAUAACAAUGGUGCCACUACGUUGCCCCCUCCACAUUUAGGAUCUCAACAGAGUCCUGUUCUUUCGCAACCACAACCCCAAUCUCAGUCUCAAGCAGACAGUAACCCGCAACCCCAACAGUUGCCCCCACCGACUGCUCUACAUGCUAGUGCCAAUCAGUAUAGACCACUAAAUGUGAAAGAUGCUUUGUCCUACUUAGAUCAGGUAAAGGUUCGCUUCCUGGACCAGCCGGAUGUGUACAAUCAUUUUUUGGAAAUAAUGAAGGAUUUUAAGAGCCAAAGUAUUGACACGCCCGGUGUCAUUGAACGAGUGUCCACCCUGUUUAGAGGUCAUCCAAAUCUUAUUCAGGGAUUCAAUACGUUCUUGCCUCAGGGUUACAAGAUUGAGUGCUUUGUGGACCCUUUAAACCCGAAUGCCAUUCGAGUUACAACCCCUAUGGGUACUGUAACAAUGACGGAUGGCCAAAGUCAAGUUUCUCUUACUCAGCAGCCUCACACACAGCUUGAUCAAAGUCCUCAGAGUUCUUCUACUCAACCAAAACUAGAACAAGAUCAGCAAGCUUCUCGUUUACCAUCCCAAGAUAUGUUGGAAAAGCAACUACACCAACAACAGGAACAACAACAUCACCACCAGCAGCAGCAGCAAAUUCCGCAGCCUCAUAACUCGUCACUUCCACAGCAAUUGCAGCAACCUCAAUCACAAUAUCUUUCCCAUCAAGGUCCAGAUGUGGCGUAUAGCCAGGGUAAUCUGUCUGCUGAACAAGUUCAGAACGGUGCUCAGGUAGGGUUCAAUCAUGCUAUUAGCUAUGUGAACAAGAUCAAAACUCGAUUUGCUAAUCAGCCUGAUAUUUAUAAGAGCUUUUUAGAAAUCUUGCAGACUUAUCAAAAAGAACAAAAGCCAAUUAAUGAAGUUUAUCAACAGGUUACCGUCCUAUUUCAAAAUGCUCCUGAUCUUUUGGAUGAUUUUGAACAGUUUCUCCCUGAGACUUCAGGCCAGUCGCUGAAUGUUCAUCAAGGAGGAUAUGAGGAAAAACACAAUGGCCAUGGCACUAUUCAGCUGCCUCCUGUUGGCAAUUUCCCUCCUCCUUCUUAUGGGCAAAAUGGAAAUGUAAUUAAUGAGGCACCAGGUGGAAAAAGGAGAUCGAUUUCACAUGGAAUGCAUCGUAUUCCGUCUUUGGGAGCAGCUCAUUUUCAAGGACAACCAGUUGGUAUGCCUCACGAUCAACAACAGCAACUGGCUCAGAUAGGUCAAACUCAGGAGUACCCUGUUUCAGAUUUAAGAGGCCCUGUAAAUACCGGUCCUGCUAGUUUAUUGAUGGGAGUUCCACAACCUGUCAGUACAGGCAUAUCAGAUUCGAAUUUAUCAGAAGAAAUAUCAUUUUUUGACAAAGUUAAAAAGUCCAUUUCAAACAAGCAAACCUAUAAUGAGUUUUUGAAAUUGAUCAACCUUUACUCUCAAGAUAUCAUCGAUAAGGAUGUCUUAGUUGCCAAGGUUGAGUGUUUUAUUGGAGCUUUCCCAGAGCUAUUUUCCUGGUUCAAGACGUUCGUCGGAUACGAAGAGAAAUCUCUGCACAUUGAAAAUAUCACCUUUAAGAAGCAUCAACUGGAGCUAUCACUUUGUAAAUCCUGUGGCCCAAGCUAUAGACUACUUCCAAAGGCAGAAACUUAUAUGCCAUGCUCCGGAAGGGAUGAUAUGUGUUGGGAGGUUCUCAAUGAUGAAUGGGUUGGUCAUCCAACAUGGGCUUCUGAGGAAUCUGGAUUUGUUGCACAUCGUAAAAAUCAAUACGAAGAGGUUUUAUUCAGAAUCGAAGAAGAAAGGCACGAAUAUGACUAUUAUAUGGAGGCUAAUUUAAGAACUAUCCAGACUUUAGAGACAAUUGCUAAUAGAAUUGCUAAUAUGACCCCAGAAGAAAAGGCUCACUUCAAGUUACCUCCAGGCUUGGGUCAUACAUCAUCAACCAUCUACAAGAAGGUCAUUCGAAAGAUUUAUGACAAAGACAGAGGUUUUGAAGUUAUUGAUGCCUUACAUGAGAAUCCAGCAGUGGCGGUUCCGAUUAUUCUCAAACGUCUUAAGCAGAAGGAUGAGGAAUGGAAAAGAUCACAUAGAGAGUGGAACAAAGUUUGGAGAGAAAUGGAGCAGAAAGUGUUCUACAAGUCCUUGGACCAUUUGGGCUUGACGUUCAAGCAAUCCGACAAAAAAUUGCUCACCACUAAACAGUUGGUGGCUGAAGUUAGUACAAUCAAAGUCGAACAAUCUCAAAAAAGAUUACAUCCUUUAACUCCUGUUUCCAAAGAACAGUUACAGUAUCACUAUAAAGACUACGAUGUAAUGUUUGAUAUCAUAAACUUGGUUUAUAUCUUUUUGGGACAUUCUUCUUCCUAUUCACAGCAGGACAAAAAGAAACUUGCCGAAUUUGUUAAGUUUUUCGUCACUACAUUUUUCAUGCUUCCUAAUGAACAAGUAGACGAUGCAUUGCAGCGUAGGAAGACAAAAGAAGCUGAUGCUGAAGCUGAAAACGGGGAUUCGAAUAGCGCUUCUUUAGCUGACGACGAGGGCAACUUGUCAAGUGCUUCUACCGAAUCUAGUUUUUCUUCCAAAAAGAGACCUCGCAAUGAUGGAGAUUUGUUGAGAGAUGUUCUUAAGAAGAAUAAAAAGGUCGUCCGUGAAGCUACUCCAGAUAGCACGACUGCCUCACCGACACCAGAGACCUAUUCAACUCAAGCGGAUGUAGAAGAAAAGCUGGCCAAGCCCACUGAAGACUGGAUUAAUGUCUCAGGGCACCUUGGUGAACCUAUUUUUGACCAAACAAAAGAAAGGACAGUGUACAACAUGUUCUGUAAUACCACUAUCUACGUACUCUACAGAUACUUAAACGUUCUUUACGAACGUUUAGUUGAAGUCAAGGCAAUGACCAAGGAUGUUGAUGCUGAUAUAAAAGGUCGAAAUGAAGUUCAAUUUGCCAAGGAGCUUGAUUUGUUGUCCCACCAACUAGAAGAUAUGGGUAUCAACAUCACUGGUGACAAUUCUUACCUGCAAGUCCUUGAAUUGAGUAAAAAAUUGAUAGAAGGGGAUGUGGAACAUCAAUGGUUUGAAGAAUCUUUAAGACAAGCCUACCGAAACAAAGCUUACAAGUUGUUCAGCAUUGACAAGGUGAUACAAGGUUUAACAAAACAUAUGCACUCUGUUGUAUCGGAUGCCAAGAACUCGGAGAUGAUUACGCUAAUGGCAGCUGAUAGGGAGAAUUCCAAUACCACUGCUAGAAGCCAAAUUCUUUACCGAAUUCAAGUGCGAUCAUUAAUGUCUCCUGAAGACAAUAUGUUCAAGAUCUCCUUUGACAAGUCACAAGAUAGAACCCAAAUUACCUUCAUUGCUUUAGAGGAUCUUACGCUGGGUGAUCUGAAGUCUGAACGUGACAAAUGGAACUACUACAUGACUAGUUAUAUUUUAUCUCAACCUACCGAGUCCGUUCCUAAAAGUAAGAUCAAUAUCCCAUUCUUACGCUCUGCUAUCGCUGCUGAGGAUGACGAGAAGUCUUCGGAUAUACAAGGAAUUGCAAACUCUAAUUUGAAGGUUAAGCUUGACCUAAAUACUUAUAAGCUAUUCUUUGAGGAAGGAAGCUAUGACUAUUUUGUAAAAAGCUCAGCUUUAAAGCCACAACCUGCUUCCAAAAAGGACAACCAGGAAAAACUCCAGCAUUUACAAUCUCUUCUAAAGUCAGGUGACAAAAGUGCAAAGCUUCUGGAAACUUUGGCAAAAGGGCCUGAUGAGUAUAAAGCCUUCGUUUCCCAAUUGUCAACUUCUGAAGUCUCUAAUACUACCCAAGGUGGUUCCAAAGGGGACGCACUGAAGCAUUCUGAAAUCACAGUGGACGCGGAGUCUACCAUCGGCCAGGAUGACAGUCUGCAAGAAGAUGUCUUCAAAACAGCUGUUGAUAUUUCAGUUGAUCAAGAUAAAACAGUUGAUCAGUCUACGUUGUCUGAAGCAAAAGCUGAUAACGAUACAAUCCCAAAUGAAGAGGAGCAAGACACCCAAAUGGAAGAAGGAAAAGUAAGUAGGUAG
Komagataella phaffii GS115 is the source of this 4350-nucleotide messenger RNA. RefSeq names its product Component of the Sin3p-Rpd3p histone deacetylase complex. Lineage: Eukaryota; Fungi; Ascomycota; Pichiomycetes; Pichiales; Pichiaceae. Gene Ontology annotation, molecular function: transcription corepressor activity. Gene Ontology annotation, biological process: negative regulation of transcription by RNA polymerase II. The transcript is spliced from 3 exons. The record is from RefSeq and is a predicted model, not a curated record. Gene Ontology annotation, cellular component: Sin3-type complex; chromatin. Bases 1 to 4350 code for a protein of 1449 amino acids.